Messenger RNA from Spizellomyces punctatus DAOM BR117, 1963 nucleotides. RefSeq lists its product as uncharacterized. The coding region runs from base 30 to 1223 and encodes 397 amino acids. The record is from RefSeq and is a predicted model, not a curated record. The transcript has 5 exons. Gene Ontology annotation, cellular component: nucleolus; chromatin. NCBI's taxonomy places the organism in Eukaryota, Fungi, Chytridiomycota, Chytridiomycetes, Spizellomycetales, Spizellomycetaceae. Gene Ontology annotation, molecular function: peptidyl-prolyl cis-trans isomerase activity; macrolide binding.
GCAGCACUUGGAAGUUGACAUCUGGAACAAUGGUAUUUGUAAAGGCAGGCAUUUGGGGCCUUACAGUUGAGGCUGGCAAAGAGUAUUCGCAGAUUGUCGAUGAUUCCUUCUGCAUCACAAUGGCCGCGUUAGGCGCGCAACUUCCUAAAAACGGAGGUCGCACCUCAAUCUCUAUCAAAAUUCAUGACAAGGAAUUUGCCGUGUGCUCAUUGACUCCUGGAAAGAUUGAGCAGCAGGUCCUUGACUUGACUCUCCUUGAGGGCGAGGAAGUGACCAUCAAAGGCACUGGAAAUUGCCCUGUCGAUCUGACGGGUAACUACUUGGUUGACCCUUACGACGAAUCGGAUGACGAGGAUGACCUUUCAAUGGAAAUCGAUGGUGAGGACAUGGACUCUGAAGACGCUGAAGGCUGGGAAGACAUGGACGACGACGAGGAGGAUGAUGAUGAGGAAGACGAUGAUGAGGAGGAUGAGAUGGAUAUUGCUGCGCAGCUGGACGCCGCGUUGAAGAGCAAGCGGAAGCUCCCUGAGAUCCCGUCGAGCAAAACCACCAAAAAGGCCAAAAUUGUGGAGAUUGAAGAGCCAGCAGAGGCACCGGUAGCAAAGACCAACGGGACCCCUGCAAAGAAAGAUGCUAAAACGGACGCCAAAAAGGACACCCCCGCCAAGAAGGAGGCUCCUGCAAAGAACGCGUCUGCUAAAAAGGACGCCACCACCAAGAAGGAAACGCAGACCCCUAAACCUGAACCCACCAAAAAGGCCGAAACCCCCGUUUCUGCCAAAGCUGUCGCGAAGCAGCAGCAAAAGGAACAAACAGCUACGCCCAAGGAGCAAAAGGCUGAAAAGUCUGCUGAAAAGCCUGCAGAAACUCCCAAAUCUACAAAAAAGACGCUUGGGAAUGGACUGGUGGUGGAGGACGUUACUGUUGGGACUGGAACCAAGGCCAAGGCUGGAAAGAAGGUUGGCGUUCGUUACAUUGGACGCCUUGCAAACGGCAAAGUAUUUGAUAGCAACACCAAGGGGAGCCCAUUUAUUUUCCGCCUCGGGGCUGGAGAAGUAAUUCGUGGCUGGGAUCUUGGCGUCAAUGGGAUGAACAUUGGCGGAGUCCGCAAAUUGACUAUUCCUGCCAGUCUUGCCUACGGGUCUCGGGGUGCUCCGCCUGACAUUCCACCCAACGCAACGUUAGAGUUUGAAGUUAAACUGUUGGAAGUGCGCAAUAAAUAACGUGACCUAUGCACGUGCAUUAGGCAAAUGUGAUUGGAGGAAAUUUGUGUUGUGGAGUAAUAAACGGCCCUUGAAGCAAAAUUUUAAUUCUUGGCCGCUCGUUACCUGAUCUGUGGAUCUGAAACGCCCCGUGCCCCCCUUUUUGCUUCAGCGGCUUUUGGGAAAUGGAAGGAAUUUGCGGGGGGGCCAUUGGGAGGUGUGCUGACCAUCACCAUUUUUAUUAUUGGCAAGAAUUCUUGGCUUUAGGAUAUUUUGGGGGUUUUUUUUAUAAUGAUGCUUUGAGCAGAACUUCCCUUGACCACUUGGACUUUGGGGGGGAGGAAGAAGGAAUGGAACCCUAGAAUACGCAUUAUUAUUUACACUCCAACAUCAUCAUCAUCAUGUCCGCUUCCAUGCAUGCUGUCCACGACGGGUUUGCGGAGCGCAGCAGCAACCGCACGUCGCGGGACAUUGGCGGUUGGUUCCAAAAAAAGUGGGUGUCCGUCUUUCGCAAGGACAAGCCGACAACGAGGACGACGAGGACGAAUAUCACAAGAAAGAAUGUGCGCUCGUCUUUCACCGACUCGACGACACACGCGUUCGACUUUGGCAUUCCUCUGAACGAGGCUGGCCGCCAGGACCACGGCAGAGUCAAUGACUGCCGAAGAAUUUGCUCGAGCCGUGGGAAUUCAGAUUUUGGUCGCCAGCGACGCCGAGAGAGACUGAAACUUGCGAUACGAAGCAGCAGCAGUGUCACGUUU